Molecule: messenger RNA, 504 nt
Organism: Adineta steineri
Lineage: Eukaryota; Metazoa; Rotifera; Eurotatoria; Adinetida; Adinetidae
Source: the annotation of a GenBank genome assembly
AUGAACAACGAUUUUGGUGGGUUGAGACCACCACAAGGAUACUCUCGCAUUUCUGCUCCAGUAGAGAUAUCAAUAAAUCAACGUAGUAAAACAUGGAUUCCACUCAUAAUUUUUGGAAGUACAUUGUUACUCGUAGUUACAAUUGUUACUUAUUUGAUAGUAUUCAAACCUUUCUAUCAACACAAAUCAAUAAUAACAACAACAGUUUCAACUCGUACAACACAAGUAUCGAUCCCAUUUACUAAUGCACAAUGUUCUGCUUCUAACUGUCCCAAUGGUGAUACAUGUUGUCUUUCUGAUGUAUUGUGGACUAAAAUGCGUUGUUGUCGAGGAGAUACUCCAGUUUGUUGUGCAUCGAAUCAAGGUUGGUGUUGUCGAAUACAUGCACCCGUAUGUUGUGGAAAAUUUAGUUGUUGUCCUCUAAAUCAAACUUGCUGUACAAUUCAAGGAAUUGAACAAUGUUGUCUAGUUAAUAAUACUACUAUGUCUACUGUUGUCAUUUAA